This is a messenger RNA of Cadophora gregata, 1080 nucleotides long. RefSeq lists its product as uncharacterized. Gene Ontology annotation, molecular function: chitin binding. The record is from RefSeq and is a predicted model, not a curated record. The coding region runs from base 1 to 1080 and encodes 359 amino acids. The transcript has a single exon. NCBI's taxonomy places the organism in Eukaryota, Fungi, Ascomycota, Leotiomycetes, Helotiales, Ploettnerulaceae.
AUGCAGUACAUUCAGACCAUCUUGCUACUCUCCUCUCUCUUGGUUACUGUCUCCGGACACACAUACCUUGUCAGCCCAGCUCCAUUCCGCGCCAAGGAAAACCCAAACUCCAAGAACGUCGACUUUGACCUUGCAUCGCCGCUCUCCGGUGCAGGAGCCUUCCCCUGUAAAGGCGCUCACACCGCAGCUCUCGCAGAUCCUACAGGCGAGGGAAAGCCCACAGCAAAUUGGAAGACCGGCGAGGAUGUUACCUUUACUUUCAGCGGAGGUGCCAAGCAUGAUGGCGGAUCUUGUCAAGCUGCACUGUCGACUGACUCCGGUGCUUCAUGGAAAGUCCUUCAUAGCUGGGAAGGCGGAUGUCCUCUUUCAUCGGUAUCAUUCAAGGUACCUGGCGACGCUCCUACGGGAACAGCGCUCGGCGCAUGGACAUGGUUCAACAAAGUCGGCAACCGCGAGAUGUACAUGAACUGUUUUGCGGUCGACAUCCAGAAGGGCAGCGGCGGAUCAUCAGCUGCUCCCUUCUCCAGUCGUCCCAACUUGUUCGUCGCGAACAUUGGCACAAACACCUGCCAAGUUCUCGCCGGAAAGCAAGCCAGCUUUCCAAAUCCAGGACCUGAUGUCACCGGAACUGGAGACGCCGAUUCUCUCUCUGGAGAAUGCGGUGCAUCUUCAGGAGGCUCUCCACCAGCCGAUGGAAAGUCUCCCUCACCAACCGGUGCGCCGGCUGGAGAUUCUGGUCCAAAGCCUACGACCAUUCUCAAGUCAACCACCAGCGUCGCAGGAUCACGUCCUUCCGGAUCCGUAUCAUCAGGCCCGCAAGCCUCACCUCCCGCAGGAGGAGUCACGAUCACCCCUAUUGCAGGAUCUUCUGGCUCCACAGCUCCUGCCGGAGGCAUCUCCAUGGACGGAACAUGCGGCGGCGCCACGGGCCAAAAGUGUGCGGGCAUGAACUGCUGUUCUUCAUCAGGCUUCUGCGGUAGUUCUCCAGCUCACUGCGGAACAGGAUGUCAGCCGGCAUUUGGAACAUGCGCUGCGCCUAAGAUUCGGGGUCGUGGGGUGAAUGUCUCCCGGAAGAAUUAA